AGACUUGCUCAAUCCGCAAGCUCCGCCCCUUCUGAGAGUGUCCUCGUCUCGCUGCGGCACAACGACUGUCAACUCACCGCAACUUUGCUCAGUCACUGGAUUUUACUUCACUUCUGGAGUACAACGACUUACUUUCCUGGGGUAUAACGUUAUUAGAUCGGCCUCUGAUGAGAUGGAGGUUUAGGACGGCUGAUUGUCACAGUACAGAGUAAUAUUUGGGUAAUAUUUCGUGUUUGAUGGCUGCUGGGGAUGGAGCGCAGCUGCCGGCGACCGUAGCGGCCAGCAGGAGCGUGGAGAAGGCGCUGGAAGAGGCUGCGUCCUGCGGAGCGCUCAUCCUCUCCAACCGCAAACUCAAAGAGUUCCCCCGCACCGCCAAGAACUACGACCUGUCCGACAUUACACACGCAGACCUGUCAAAGAACCGGCUCUGUGAGGUGCCAGAGGAGGUGUGUCAGUUUGUCUCGUUGGAGACGCUCAGCCUGUACCACAACUGUGUGCGAUCCCUCACGCCCAACCUGUGCCAGCUGCAAGCCCUCACCUACCUCAACCUCAGUCGUAACCAGCUGUCCAGUCUCCCGCCGUCAGUAUGUCAGCUCCCUCUCCUGCGGGUGCUCAUCGUCAGCAACAACAAGUUAUCAGUCAUACCGGCCUCCAUACACACACUCAUACACCUGCGACAACUGGAUGUGAGCUGUAAUGAGCUGCAGUCACUUCCUGUUGAGCUCGGCCAGUUAGAAUGUUUAAGGGAUUUAAAUCUGAGAAGAAAUCAGCUCACAAUUUUACCAGAAGAGCUGUCAGAGAUGCAGCUUGUCCGUCUGGAUGUGUCGUGCAACCGCAUUUCACACGUUCCUGUGUGCUACCGUCAUCUCCGGCACCUCCAAAGCAUCAUUCUUGACAACAACCCCCUCCAAAUGCCCCCCGCCCAGAUCUGCUCCAAAGGAAAGUUCCACAUCUUUAAAUAUCUGAACAUGGAGGCCUGCAAAAGGACUCAGGACCAGUUUGAGAAAGCUCUGCGGCCCACUGCCUUCAACAGCUGUCUGGAUCAGGACCUGUUCCCCGGUCAGUAUGGUGGCCUGGAUUCUGGCUUCAACAGUGUGGACAGCGGAAGCAAAAGAUGGUCAGGAAAUGAGUCUGCUGAUGAUUUCUCUGAACGGUCGCUGCGAUUGACGGACAUUUCCCGGGAACACACACAUUUUCAGGAGGAAGAGGAGAGAAAUGUAUUGCUAGAUACACCCAAAGUGAAUGGAGACCUGGAGCAAGUGGACUUUAUAGACAACAGUGUAACGGAGGAAGAAGAGGAGAGGUGUCACCCACAGGAAAAGAAUGAAAGUACCAGCAGCACACACUCCCAGAGCCCCGAAUCUACCUGCAGCAAGAUAUUUGUGAUUGGGGAUGGUUCAGACGGCUCUCCACCCAGUCCCACAUUAGAAGAGAGAAGGAGACCUGGAACCCUGCUCAUCUGGCAGGAGAGGGAGAGAGCCCAGCAGCAGAAAGCCCAAGCUAGCACUUUGCAGAAGAUGACGGUUAAAACAGGAAGUAACUUGGCGACGACGACAAAGCACGGAGGAACAGGAAGUGUUUCGGGUGGUGAUUCUGAUAGCAACUCUCCACCCAACGGCCUGAAGCAGAGAUGUGCAAGUGUAGAUCAGGUUUCUCCAACCUCUCAAUCGGGGUCUUUACAACGCUCCACCAGUCGCACAGAUGCGUCCUCUGCGAAGCCCUGUUCUCCUCCAGGUUCUGCUCCCAAACCCAACAGCUUCUUAUUCCGCACAUCCUCACGCUGCAACGUCAAGACGGGAUCAGGAAACAGUUUGGCGGAGUCUGGCCGCAGUGACUCCCGCUCCACACUCAGAUCCCCUCGAGAGGAGAGAACAGACGUCCUGCAGCUGCGCAAAACUCUGGAGGCCCGUCUGAAGAUCUCUCUGCCUGAGGACCUGGGAGAGGCGUUGUCCAAUGGCACAGUUCUCUGCCAGCUGGCCAAUCACGUGCGACCUCGUUCUGUGUCAAUCAUCCACAUCCCCUCACCGGCCGUGCCAAAGCUGAGUGCUGCCAAGUGCCGCCUCAAUGUCGAAAACUUCAUUGCUGCAUGUCGUAGACUGGGAGUCCCUGAGAUGGAGUUGUGUUUAGCGUCUGAUAUUCUGUGCAGUAAGCUAUCUGCAGUGCACCGCUGUGUGACGGCGCUCCUGGCAAAAGCAGGAGGAGAGGAGGAGGUGAACGAGGACGACGGCGGCACCUCUCCCUCUGUCUCUCCGUCCUCCCCUUUUUCCACCGGCUUCCUGCUCUUCUACUCUCUCCUCAUGGCUUUGCUCUAUCUGUUCUACUGCCACCUUCUAGCAUAGUGCGAGCGAGUGUCAGUGUGUAAAUGUAAUGGAUUUUGUAAUGGAAGUCCAUCAUCUCUGUACUGUGUACACUGUCACACACACACCAUUGAUGCCAUCUGACAUAUAUAUAAAUAAAUAUAUCAGAGCAAAUUCCUUACCCAUAAUGCCUUUGAGCUUACACAUUAAAGCUCCCUACAGAUAUCUUUUUAAGGUUAGUUUUAGGACUUCAGAUCUACAAAAGUGAAAUAUAUUGCAAAUUAUCAGAUGUCUUGAUCAAAUAUCCACAUUUUUCCACACCACAAUGCUCAGAAACAGCAGUAUGUGGAAUUUAUCUGUAAAUAAACAUGGUUUCCACUAAUGAAGGGCUUUUCCACCUGAUUGCCUUAGCAUCGCUGGUGAUACCAGGAUAGUUUAUACACCUUCUAGUGGUCUUUGCAAAGGAUCUUGUUAUCGUAAGAGUUUUAAAGCACUGGCACAAAUUGUAUUUGGUUCUGGUUGAAGUGCCUCAGAAGCUCGCAGGUUCCUUCUGUUCACGCAGCAGUGUGAAUGAGUUUGUAGCAGCUGGUAAACAGUCUGUUUAACAGGGGCUAACAGUGUGGCGAUGGUACUUCUCAGCUGAAUUUGGUUUAAUUCACACGUUGUGGAAAUCUGUUAGGGUCAGGGCCGAGUGGACUGUUCACUUUCCUUGUUUUACUGACUGUGACCAUCAGAGGGCAGUCCUGUUACUAAACUGUUCCUUCCUUAAACACUUUUUGACGGUACUAAUAAGAUUCAAAGCUGUGUUAACUUGUUACUUUUUGUUUUGUCGUUUGUUUGUUUCGAAUGUUCGUUUUGGUUUUCUUGAGAGCAUCUUUAAUAUAAUUCUUAUACGCAAGCAGUUGAAGAUGAAGUUAUUGUUUCAGCUGAUUUAUGUUCUGCCGAAGCUGCCCGGUCUCACUGAGCACAUUACGGAAAUAUGACUAAUUAAAUAUAACACAUUAAUGGAAUAAUAUAAUUUAGGUUCAGGUGGGGGAAAAAAAAAACUGUGGACAUUUAUUUAUUUUUCAAAUUUGCAUGGUGCACGAUAUGGCUAUGCAGACAUCUCCAAAUGACAAAUUACACCAUUUUUUUAAACUAAAGAUGAAAUGGCUGUGAGUCUUACUUCUCCACAGCCUUCUUCGUCUGCCGUUUCCUUGUUUCUAAAUGCGGCCCUAGAGGUUUUGUAGUCCUGUAAUGUGCCAUGAGCACCCAUCUUCCCCGGUGCUGUAUGCUGAUGUUGCUUUUGUAUUCCGUGCCUACUUAAUGUGAUUUAGGAGCUUUGCCGACAGUUUACUAACGAGCAGCUUCUCAUCUGGAGAGAACGAUAAGAGGAGAGAGAGAGAGACUGGGAAAUAAGGCUAGGGUAAGGGAUAUGCUAUAACUAGUUACCAACGCAACAUCCCUCACCCUACGUCUUGAGUUGAAGUUUUAUAAAACUGUACAUUGUUGUCAAUGCUAAAGCUAAUCGUUAUAGACAUUUUCAUUUACAAUGUCCACUCUGAUAAUAAACUCAGACUUCACAUUUAGCAUAGAUAGACUUCCUCACAGUUGCUCGAGAGGCUUCAGCCAUAUGAAAAAAUGAAAAUAGUGAUAUGUGUGUUACAUGUGGAAGGAUUUUACAGAGGAUAUGACAUACGCUAGACUCAGUUUAGAAGGCUUUAGAUCUACAUGAAUGAUUCCGUCGUGGAAACUGUUGCAACACAUGAAAUGUAUUUUGUAAUAUUUAUAAAACACUGUGUAUUUAAGAAGUUUAUAUUGAUAUAAAGAUUUGUUUUUGUCUGUAAAGAAAUUAUUAAAAAACUGAAACACGGAUUUUUAUGUUUUGUCUGCUGCUUUACAUGUGCUCAAGUCAAAUGUUGCUGACUGACUGUUGCUCUCGCUCAUGAUUAAUUCUGCUUUAGUUCUCGUCUCUCUGCUGAGGAUGAAAUCCUCACGUCAGCUCGUCUCUGUAGCUAACGAGUCAACAUAUUCUGUGCCCUUUACCAAAAGGUAAGUGUUGAUCCAUUGUGUGGGUAGUGGAAAAAGAGAAGUAUACACUAUGCUGCACAGUGGGGUCCAAAGUCUAAGACCACACUGAAAAUAUAUUUUUACUCCCACACACCUGUGGACAGUAGAGCGCUGCUGCCAUUAAAGCAUAAAAGAAGCAUUACAUUUUUUUUUUUCAAUUAAAUUUUUUAAUGGUUACUUGAUUUUUUUUCCUCACAAUUCUGUUAUCAUGUGGUUGUUUUUUAAACUUGUGGACCCUAGUGUGCGCUUGUUUAUACUGGAAGGUAGGUUUAUACACUACCCUUCAAAAGUUUGGGGUUGAAAGAAGUCUCUUGUGGUCACCAAGGCAGCAUUUAUUUGAUCAAAAAUACAGUAAAAUCUGAUAUUUUGAAAUCGAACUGUUUUCACCAGUCUGCAUUCCUCCAGUCUUCAGUGUCACAUGACCCUUUAGAAAUCAUUCAAAUCAUUCUAAUGCUGAUUUGCUGUUCAAGAAACAUAUUUCAUGUUCAGUGUUCAAAACAGUCGUACUACUGUACAUGUUUUUGUGGAAACAGUGAUAUGUUUUUUUUUUUCAUGAAUAGAAAGUUCCAAAUCAAUAAUAUCUUUAGUAUAUCAUUAUUGAUGUUGUGACUGUCACUUUUGAUCAACUGAAUGCGUCUACUAAAUAAAAGUAUUCAUUUCUUUAAGAAUGGAAUGCAUACAGUACAUGCACAUAUAAAAAGCAAUGUUCUGUAAAAUAUUUUUUACAUAUAACUGCAUGAUACAACUAUUCUUUAGAUGAAAAUAUACUACCACCCAUCAGCACAAACAACUUUAUAAACCCAAGAACAAAGAAAAUAAGUGAGCAUUUAAGUGUUCAACACUAAGUAAACACUACCAGCUAUUCUUAGUCAUAUAGUGACAAUGGAGCUUUAGCUCAUUCUUCUUUUCAAACACAUUGCUUAUUAUUUAAAAGCAACCGUUCAGGUUUUGUCUGUAGACACUGACUCUGCAGGAAGUGUUCGAAAGAACUGUAAAGCUGCUUCAAGCAUUUUCUGCAAUUAAUCAACACUUAAAAUAGACGAAUGUCAUUCCUCUGAGCAAACUGUGUUUUUAAAUCAUCAAAGACUUUCUUCCUAGCACACUUGGCAGUGUAACGGUGUUAGUGCACUGAUUAGGAUGCUAUCAGACACAGUUACACUGAAAUCAUGUGAAGCACCUUAUCUGCAUACAGGCGUACUUUCAUCAAGCUAUUAUUUUGGUCACUUCUGUACUCAUUAAACUGUGUCAAAGCAGGCGAGUGAAUACUUAUGUGCUCAUUUAUUUUCUGUUUAUUAUUUUUAAUUAUUUAUUAAUUAACUGGCCAGCUCAUUUUUCACUUUGACGUUAUAAAAGUGCUUUUUGUUCAUAGGGGAGAACAGUUGCUAUUAACCCUCUAUGGUGUCGCUUUUUCUCGUAAUUAUGGAAUGUUUAAAAAAAAUGUCUCUACCGUUACAGAAAAUCAAUUUUAAUUUCAGAAGUCUCUUAUAAUUAAGUAUGUGUUUCUUUAAUGAAUUGAUGAACUCUUUGUUUAUAAUACUGUUAUGAGGCAGAGUCAUCAUGCACUCUUAUUCAUUGUAUUAUUUAAGUUUUCUGAGCACAUAAAUUAAAGAGUUCUACAUUGUUAUAAUUACCAAAAAAAAAAAAAAAAAAAACCUUCCAAUUAAAUAAUUCCAGUAAUAACUUGUGCAGCUAACAAUAAGGAAAUUCAUCACUGACAAUUGCCAUAUGGCUGUAUUCAUAUUUUCUCCGUUUACUGUAAAGCUGUAUUAGUAAACAUGACAAUAUAUGAGCAUAAACACCCAUUUUAAAAGAGAAGCAGCCAAAACCCAGAUGUUGAAGAAAUAUUUUAAUAGGGCAAUAAGAAAAGCUCUUGUGCAUGUGUUGACCUUCAGUAAAAAACAAAUGAGGUGUCUUCAAAACAAUUCUAAUUCAACAAUUCUACUUUUUUUUUUUCUCUGAAAAACAAGACAGUGAAUUGUUUCCAAAUGGCCACAUGACACAAUAGAGGGUUAAAAUCAUAAUACGUUCACACUCUAAUGCUGCUGCACUUUUAUUGUGUUAAAGCAAUGAGCUUAUUGCAAAAUCUGAUAUAUACUGCAAGUGAUAUACAUCUUGAAUAUGGCAAUAAAAGCCUUUUAUCAAAUACAACUCAUACAUAAUCUAUACUUAAUGUAUGCGGCUAAGGUUGACUGAACUUAAUAAUUGGAAUGCAUGAUGGAUUUUCAAGAUGGUGACGUGCUGGCUUGUUAUGCUCCACUCACUGUACUUGAAAUGGCAUCCUCUCUGAAGUGCUAUAACUGCAUGGCUGCGUCUCUGAGAGACGGUGUCUUAUACGCCACUGCGGUGCCAUAGUGUCUGCAAUUCAAAGAAAUGAUUUUGUGAUCAAGUGCUGUGCUGCAUGCAUUCCCUGCCUUUCCUCUGUCACGUGUUUCAGACUGUCACAAGUGCCUCUUAUUGCCACUUUGCUUAUGUGAUCAUGUCUGCACCUGGGGAGUAUCUUGCAUGUUGUGGGUCCUUGAGAUGACAGAUGGGAGUUGCAUGUCUCAACCAUCCUUAGGUGCAUGGAAAGCUUUUCAUAUUGAGGUCUAGUAUCUAGCUUGUUCAAACAGAGUGCACGUCACGCUUUAGAAGCAGAUUUCAGGGCCUGCAAUACAAGAAGCAAUGUUCAUAGAGCCUGCCUAUGCCAAGAUGGUUUAUUGCUGAUUUUAUUAUCUUGUUUUUGUGUAAACAAACUUAUAUUGGUAUUCUUUUUUAUCAUCAAAUCCCGCUAGGACACACUGUGUCCGCCACAGCUGAUUCUGGAGGAAGAGGGGCUCACUCGCAUCGCUCAGACCGUUCAGACGCUUUUGGAGUUGCCCACGUCAGGUUCCCGUCGCUCAUCCCGUCAGGACCCCUCAGGAGUUCCUCUUCAAUCCACGACUCAAAAUCAAGAUGCCGCCUCCUAGUGCUCAAGUGAUUAUUUCCAGCACAUUUCAGUUGCACAAUGUAUUAUUAUAAUUUUUUUUUACGU
This is a messenger RNA of Carassius auratus (goldfish), 7356 nucleotides long. RefSeq names its product leucine-rich repeats and calponin homology (CH) domain containing 4 (gene lrch4). The coding region runs from base 237 to 2339 and encodes 700 amino acids. The transcript is spliced from 18 exons. Gene Ontology annotation, cellular component: cytoplasm. Gene Ontology annotation, molecular function: protein binding. The record is from RefSeq and is a predicted model, not a curated record. NCBI's taxonomy places the organism in Eukaryota, Metazoa, Chordata, Actinopteri, Cypriniformes, Cyprinidae.